AUGGAGUCCUCACCCACUUCACCUAGUGGCGACCCUUGGAAAUUGGCUGAUCCAUAUUACCCAGCCCCAAUCGGAGCCGUCGAAGCUGCAGAAAAUCCAGUACAGGCUUCCUUCCGAUUCAUAGUCCGCCGCGCAUCUCAUGCCGAGCCUAGUGCAACGCAUGUCCUCAACACCUGGGUGAAUAGUUCCUAUCUGAUAUGGGCAGUCUGUGCUGCUCUUGCAGACGAUGGCGUGGAUGAAGAAUGGACCAGAAAGUUUCAGAAAUGGCGACCACUGUGGAACAAAAUCCAACAGGAUGUGCAAUACUUCCAGGAUGGGCAUCGUGCUUUCGUUUCAAACAAAUUCUUUAUGAAGAUUCCUGCUCCGCCUAUUCACAGAAUGCUUGUCCAGCAGUUUGAUGGUCCGAAGUUCUUUCCUCUUCGUGCGCCUCAUUUCCUCCAGCAUUGCCCGGGGUGUCCUAGCUGCCAUGGAGAUGGACAUCAUCAUGAGGAUAUAUGGGAUCUCUGGCGGUAUAUUUACAGAGCACCUGUGAGUAGUCCCCUGAUUUUCUGUGUCACUUUUCAGGAUGAUCAAAGAAUCAAGUCGGUCCGAUUUGAGGAUAACCGUGAGGUAUCUCACAGGAGCGAGUCAGUCCCUCAGAAACAAAGGCCCCGGGGAGCGGAGACCUCCAAAAUGAAGACUUCAGGUAUGGAUAAAGCCUCGAGAACAAAAGUACUACCCACAAUAAAAGUGAUUACGGAGACAGCAAAGUCUUUCGCGAUAGAGGAACCUAAGGCAGAGACGGCUCUUAACAUGGAGAGACUCUCUGAGAACCAAUCGUCUCCAAUUCCACGGCGACUGUCGAAACUGAAGCAAAUUUUGAACAUGGAGUAG
Messenger RNA from Penicillium nucicola, 873 nucleotides. RefSeq lists its product as uncharacterized. Lineage: Eukaryota; Fungi; Ascomycota; Eurotiomycetes; Eurotiales; Aspergillaceae. The transcript has a single exon. Bases 1 to 873 code for a protein of 290 amino acids. The record is from RefSeq and is a predicted model, not a curated record.